Molecule: messenger RNA, 924 nt
Organism: Knipowitschia caucasica
Lineage: Eukaryota; Metazoa; Chordata; Actinopteri; Gobiiformes; Gobiidae
Source: the annotation of a GenBank genome assembly
AUGCUCCAGGCGCUGCAGAGUGGAGGACCAGAUGGAGGGACAUGGAUCACCUGGUGUCUGAGCCAAGAACAAAAGAACGCUGCUAAAACCCCCACUGGGAACGUCACUAACCAGACUGAAAUGAUGAUGGGUCCCGUGUCGUCGUUUGAGCUCCGUAACCUGACGUCUCUGAUGGAGUAUUCUGUGGCCGUCUCUGCUCUGUACGACGAGGGCGUGUCCGAGCCUCUGACCGACGCUUUCACCACCACUCCAGUGCCCGGCCCUUUGAACCUUCGCUCCAGUGACAUCACAGAGCACAGUUUCAGGGUCAGCUGGGACCACUCCGCCGCGGACAUCGAGCUCUACCGUCUGUCCUGGGCGCCGUUCACCGGGGGAAACACCCAGGAGGAGAUCCUGAGCAGCUCGAAGCAGCACUUCCUGCUCUCAGGCCUCAGUGCGUCCACAGAAUACGAGGUGAUGCUGACGGCCGUGUUCCACGACGAGUCCGAGAGCGACACGGUGUCCCUGAUCGAGACCACACUGGCCCAGCAGCAGAUUCAGAACCUGCAGGUGAGCGGUGAGACCACAGAGAGUCUGGAAGCGUCUUGGGAAAUGGAGGACGUCAGUGUGCAGAGCUACAGGCUGACGUACGCCGCAGUGGGAGGAGACCAGGACCAGGACACUGUGCUAGUUCCUGGAGGUCAGAGGUCACAGGAGCUGCAGGGGUUACUACCAGACACACGUUACAAAGUGUCAAUAACUCCACUGUACAGAGACGAGAGAGAAGGCCUCACCGUGACCACCACCGGAUCCACACUGUCGCUGUCUCCUCCUCAGAACCUGCGCUCCUCAGAACACUGGUUCAACCGCUUCAGGAUCUCCUGGGACCAUCCUCCAUCUGCAGCUAUGGGCUACAGGGCAGUGUACCAGCCGCUAUAUGAUUGA